AAUUGGCACCGUGUGGCAGGAACACAAUCUGUGGCUACGUCAUCUCUCAAUGUUUGACCUAGUUGCUGUGAAAGUUGCCAUCUGUCAACAGAACACAGCAGGCUACUUGAAAUAAAACACAUUUUCUCUUUGCUGCAAUGGCCAAUUCACUGGCAGAUUUGAAAGGACGUCGGCAUUUUGAUUAUAUCGUCAUCGGCUGUGGGGGGAUAGGAAGCGGCGCCCUCUACUGGCUGUCCAAAAGAUCUGGAUCUAACGUCCUGGGGCUUGAGAAAUUUCACAUUGGCCACGAAAAUGGCGGGUCUCAGGAUGUUUCUAGAAUUAUACGGCUGACCUACCCACACGAUCGCUACAUCAAGUUGACGCCGGACACGUUUCAAACGUGGGCGACCGUUGAAGCCGAGUCUGGCAUGAAGCUGGUCUACAAGUCUGGCGGGCUGACUCUCGCAGAGCGCGGGCUGACAGACGACAUCAUGGACGAGUACGAGGGCGCCAUGAAGAGACACAAGAUUCCAUACCAACGCUGGGACCACACACAGCUGAUGCAGCAUUAUCCACAGUUCACGGUUGGGCCUGGUGUGGAGGCCCUGUACCAGAAAGAUGCCGGGAUUGUGGACGCCGCUUUGGGGAACUCUCUCCAUCUCCAGCUGGCUCAAGGCCGAGGUGCUCAAGUUCUGGACAAUUGUCCGGUCAACAACGUCACUAGGCUGGACAAUGGAUCGAUUCAGCUGACCACUCCCCUGGGUAAGUUCACCUGCCGCCGUGUAGUGGUGACUGCCGGGGCUUGGAUCAACAACAUCCUGAGCUGCAUCGGCGGUCACGUGCCUGUCUACGUCACACAGGAAAAUGUCACGUACUUCGCAUCACCUCACGUAAAGGAGUUCACAACAGACAGAUUCCCAAUGUUUAUCUACCACGCCCCUGGAAAUGACAUUUAUGGACUUCCGGUACACGGAAUAAGUGGCACGAAGAUUGGAAUCGAUGCGGCUGGUCCUGUUGUUAGCGGCGACACGAGGACCUGGACCCCAGACCCCGUCCGUCUAGAGAGGGUGCAGGGUUUCUUGGCGAAACAUUUGCCAAAGUUCCUAGGUCCGGUGAUGAAAACAAAGACGUGUCUGUACACGAUGACCCCUGACCGGGACUUCCUGAUUGACACCUGCGCCAAACUGGGUUUUCCCGAUAUCGUCGUCUGCUGUGGUGCUGGCCACGCCUACAAGUUUGCUUCACUGCUGGGUAAAAUCCUCAGUGAGCUGGCGGUAGAUGGACGAACCACGUACGACAUUUCGGAGUUCUCUUGGAACCGCGAAGCUCUGACCAACCCCAACUUUACCCCCGUGUUUGUCAUGGGUACAAGCAAGCCAAGCAAACUCUGAAUCCAUUUCAAGAGAUGGUCGUUGUAACGGAUGCAGUAAAAAAAUUCUCUUGUU
Messenger RNA from Physella acuta, 1424 nucleotides. Its product is annotated as monomeric sarcosine oxidase. Lineage: Eukaryota; Metazoa; Mollusca; Gastropoda; Physidae. Gene Ontology annotation, molecular function: sarcosine oxidase activity; flavin adenine dinucleotide binding. The record is from RefSeq and is a predicted model, not a curated record.